AUGGAUGAAAGUUUAUCUUUUACAGAGUUAAAUUUCACAGAUUCAGACAAUGAGAACAAUAUCACAACACCUAUCAGUCCAUCUACCACUUCAGAACAUCUGGAAAUAAAUCAAAAUUUAGCACAAAAUCAAGAUAAGGAUUUACAUACAAAAUUAAAUUCAUCAAAAUCUACGCCAAGUACUUCAUCAGUCCCUUCAACUCCAUUUACUGCCUCAUCUUCAAAAGCUUCAGAGCCUGCUCCAACACAAACUAAGAAUAAUAAUUUUUUAGAACUGACAAAUUAUGAACCAGAAGAAUUCGUUAAAGGCAUAUUCACUUUUGCAUUAGGCAUACUUUUUUUAAUAACAUCAUUAGGUUUAUUGGAUUUAAAAGAUUUGAAACAAGAAUAUCAAGAAUUUGUUAAAAUUUUAUUCUAUUCAUCAUUAUUUUUAUUUUUCAUCACUGGUACAAUAGUAUUUAGGUUACAGAAACACAUUGGUGGGUUUUUUUAUGUUUGCAUUUUGAUUGUGGCCCUUAUUGAAUUCCUCAAAAUGGCUAAUGUGACUUAUUGGAAUACUUCUUGGAAGAACACUAAUUUUGCAACUAAGAACUGCAAUUGUGGGUUCAAAUAUAGAGUCAAGCAUGGCAGAUAA
This is a messenger RNA of Lodderomyces jiufengensis, 633 nucleotides long. RefSeq lists its product as uncharacterized. The coding region runs from base 1 to 633 and encodes 210 amino acids. The transcript has a single exon. The record is from RefSeq and is a predicted model, not a curated record. Lineage: Eukaryota; Fungi; Ascomycota; Pichiomycetes; Serinales; Debaryomycetaceae.